AUGAUGGGAUAUGGGGGUAAUCCAUUCCCCCAGCAACGGCAACAACAACAGGCAUCCCAUCAGCAGCAGCAGCAGCAGCAGCAACAGCAACAACAUCAUCUGCAAUCCCCGUCGAUGGCCGCAGCCCAUCCGCACCAUGGCACCGGUAUCGCCAACAAUAAUUCUCUGCUUCGGGGCCAACCACAGGCAGCUGAUCUCACAGCGGCCCAUUCUCCCGAUCUUCGCAAGAUGACCCCCGCGUCGUCCAGUCCGUUGGUCAAUCUGACCGCGGGGGGGAGCUACGGUCCCUUCCCGAGCCAUUUCCAGCCUCAAGGUUCGUCGGACCUGUUGCAACGGAAUACGGACUCAGUGGGCCAAUUAAGGGAUCCCUACCUGUCACUGCAGAGCCUGCAGCGGAAUAUGAACCCUAUGGCCAAUUUCCGUGCACACCCCGCCGCCAUGAAUGCGCAGGCCGCUUUGUCUCCGCAUGCGCAGGCCAUGAGUAUCUCAUCGCCCCAGCAAUCCCUGGAACGCAUGCAACAUACGCAUCUCCAGCAUCGGCAGACGACGCAUGCGCAUCCAACGGCCCCGACGCCGGCGGCGGCAUCGCCCAUAAUGGCAACUACCCUGCCCCAGCAACAACAACAUCAGCAACCGCAGCAACAGCAGCAACCGCAGGCGCAGGCGCACUCCUAUCAACAGACACAACAGCAGCCUCAAUAUCAACAGGCCCAGCAGCAAGCCCAGUAUCAACAGGCACAGCAGUCUCCAUAUCAACCAACGCAGGCUCAUCUAUCUCCAUAUCAGCAAGCACAGCAGUCGCCAUAUCAGCAGCAAGUGCACCAAACCUAUCAACAGCAGCAGGCACAACAGCAGCAUGCUCAACAGGCCCAGCAGGCGCAAAAGGCGCAACAGGCUCAGCAGUCAUAUCAGCAACAACAGCAUCCGCGCUAUCAACAGCAGCAGGCUCAACGAUCUCCGUAUCAGUCACAGCCCCAGCAGCUUCAGUUCCAGGCCUAUCAGCAACGACAGUACCAACAGCCACAGCAAGCGCAAUAUCAUCAGCAGCCGCACUCUGCUUUGCCUCAACAACCCCCCAAACCACAGCAAGCGCAGCCACACCGGCCACAGUCGUCCACUCCGUCAGCAAUGGGCGCAAAUGUCGACCUGGUGGCCCCCGAACCCGAUAAUAACGACACGGCCGUCCCAACCGUUUCCAACACCAACACUACUGCGCCUGCCAAACGUCGCCCGAAGCAGCCCGCGAAGACCGCUGCAUCAGCAUCACCCGCCAUCGCACCCACCCAAAUCAACGGACAAGCACAGCCUAUCUAUGUCGCUGAACACAGUCAAGCUCCAAAUCAACCGGUGCCCGCCGAGAAGACUGCCGCAGCUGGAACACCCAAGCGCCGGGGCCGGCCCCGCAAGUCUGAUGUCUCCGGGGAAGAAACCAAACCCAAGAAGCCCAAGAAACCGAAGCAGUCCACAUCGUCAACGAGCGCGAACAAUAAUACUGCGCCGGUUCCCGCUUUACCGGGGGCACCUCCGGCGGCACCAGGGUCUGCCCCUACGCCUGCUGCCCCUACGCAACCACCUAUGGUCACUAACCCUGACGGCACCGUGGUUCCGCAGAAACGGGGACGGGGACGCCCCCGUAAGUCCGAAAUGGAUCCCAACGCUCCUCCCAAACCGAAACCCCCACGUAAACCGGCCUCUUCUAAACCCGGUACCGGCCGUCCCCGUGGUCGUCCUCGUAAAGCCGACGUCGCCGCCCGCCAGGCGCAGGCCGAAGCCGAGGCGCUAGCUAAGGCCCAGGCUCAGGGACUACCCCCGGCUCAACAACCUCAGACCCAGACCCCACAAAACCAAGUGCAGGCCGCAGCUCAAUCCCAGCCUCCGCCUCAGUCUCAACACCAGCUCCAGCACCAACAGCAGCCACAACAGCAACACCAACAGCAACACCAGCUCCAGCCACAACAGCAGCAUCAACAGCAGCAACACCAGCUCCAGCCACAACAGCAGCACCAACAACAACACCAGCUCCAGCACCAACAGCAACAGAAACAGCAACAUCCGGUCCAGGUCCAGGCCCAAGCCCAGACUCAAAUGCACAUUCAGCAUCAGCAUCAACACCAGCACGGCCAUGGCCACAUUCAACAGCCUCAGCCGCAUAUGCCUAUGCAACCACAGACGCAGCCUCAGAUGCAGGUCCGUCCCCAACCGCCGCGGCAUGUCCAACCUCCUCAUCACCCACAAGCACACCAGCACCCCCAUCCUCAUCCCCAUCCGGUGGAUCCACUGAGGUUGAACGCGGGUCAAAAACGUGGACCUCCCGUGGUAGACGAUGAUCCUCGAAAGCGGGCAUACCUUAUGCCUCAACAUAUGUAG
Molecule: messenger RNA, 2367 nt
Organism: Aspergillus tanneri
Lineage: Eukaryota; Fungi; Ascomycota; Eurotiomycetes; Eurotiales; Aspergillaceae
Exons: 1
Coding region: 1-2367 (788 amino acids)
Biological process (GO): regulation of DNA-templated transcription
Cellular component (GO): nucleus; chromatin
Molecular function (GO): DNA binding
Source: RefSeq, a predicted model, not a curated record